AUGCGUGGUGUAGACGUGGAAGCCGCCGCCGAGUUCUGGGGUCGUAAUGGCUCUCCGCCUCAGGUCCGUGAGGGAGCUGGGGUCACUCGUCCCGAUGAGCCAAUUCGUGUACCAAGCGGCGAGUCUUGCAACGAUAGUUCUGUCGGUCCAUCUUCCUACCGUCCUCCUGUACUUGCUAGCGAACGUGUCCUUCUCUGGACCACUCCUCACGGUGUUACUUUUCAAAAUCAGCUAGAACAGCUUUAUCCAGAGUCAUAUAUUGUCAAAUUAUUCUUUGUCAUGGCAGAGUCCCUUGAUGAAAGCACCCGCAAUGGCUACGGCGCAGGCCUGCUACAUUUUAACCAAUUCUGUGAUCGUCUCUCCAUACCGGAACAAGACCGUAUGCCUGCCUCCGAGGUCCUUCUUUCCAUCUUCAUUGCAGAUGCUGCCGGCUCAAUCUCCAGUAGCACCGCGGAUGACUGGCUCGCUGGCCUUCGCUUUUGGCACGUUAUUAACGGCGCUCAGUGGCACGGUGAACGCUCGGAAUGUCUUCGUCACGUCCAGCGUGGUCUUCACCAUCUCGCUCCGCCAAAUUUGAACUCCGAGCACCCUCCUCCGAUCACUCUUGAGUCGCUCAUUCAGUUAUACCAAGGCCUUGACCACUCCAAUACCUUCGAUACGGCAGUUUUUUCCAUAGCUUGUCUCGUUUUCUGGUGCGGUUGUCGUAUGGAGGAACUAGUCAUUCCCGCUUCGGAUUCUUUUGAUAUGACCAAGCACGUAACCCGCUCCAUCUUACCCAUUGUCACUCAAGAGUCAAACAAUGUGCGUCACUCGACCUUGCACAUACCAUGGACCAAAACCACAGGUUAUAACGGCGCCGAUAUCAAUGUUACCUCCAGAGACCAUCUUACAUGUCCUCACGCAGCCCUCUUUCAUCAUCUCAAGGCCAGUCCCAACAUUCCAUCUCACGCUCCUCUCUUCUCCUUUCAAACCCCCACCGGCGCCUGGGCUUCCAUGGCUGAACAGUGGUUCCUGAAGCGUUGCAACCAGAUCUGGAGCCCCUGA
Molecule: messenger RNA, 1044 nt
Organism: Suillus subaureus
Lineage: Eukaryota; Fungi; Basidiomycota; Agaricomycetes; Boletales; Suillaceae
Exons: 2
Coding region: 1-1044 (347 amino acids)
Source: RefSeq, a predicted model, not a curated record